This is a messenger RNA of Oryctolagus cuniculus (rabbit), 1045 nucleotides long. The record is from RefSeq and is a predicted model, not a curated record. Lineage: Eukaryota; Metazoa; Chordata; Mammalia; Lagomorpha; Leporidae.
AUGCAUUCAGAUCUGGAAGUCUUGAGUAAACUUGGCUUGAUCCUAAACACAUACAGACCAGAAAAACAAAUACUGCUCUUUGCUACAGAAAGGCUACUGAAAUUAAAUACAACGAAUAAUCCAACGAAAGGAAAGAUUUUCUAUACUUUACAUUUCAUUAAGUUCAUGGAGAUUUCCUUGUGGGAAAAUUUUGAAAUGAGGAAAUAUGGAAAGAACAAUGUAAUGUAUAAACAUUCACCCACCAACCGGACCAAGCUGCGGGGCCUCUACACGACCGCCAAGGCCGACGCGGAGGCCGAGUGCAACAUCCUCCAGAAAGCCCUGGAUCAGAUCGCUGAGAUCAAGUCUCUGCUGGAAGAGAGGCGGAUUUCGGCCAAGAUCGCGGGCCUCUACAAUGACUCGGAGCCGCCUCGGAAGACCAUGCGCAGGGGCGUGCUGAUGACCCUGCUGCAGCAGUCGGCCAUGACCCUGCCGCUGUGGAUCGGGAAGCCUGGUGACAAGCCCCCGCCCCUCUGUGGGGCCAUUCCAGCCUCCGGGGACUAUGUGGCCAAGCCUGGAGACAAGGUAGCUGCCCGGGUCAAAGCCGUGGACGGGGACGAGCAGUGGAUCCUGGCCGAGGUGGUCAGUUACAGCCACGCCACCAACAAGUACGAGGUGGAUGACAGUGAUGAAGAAGGCAAGGAGAGGCACACCCUGAGCUGGCGGAGAAUCAUCCCACUGCCACAGUGGAAGGCCAACCCCGAGACGGACCCCGAGGCCUUGUUCCAGAAGGAGCAGCUCGUGCUGGCCCUGUAUCCCCAGACCACCUGCUUCUACCGUGCCCUGAUCCACUCGCCCCCACAACGGCCGCAGGACGACUACUCAGUCCUGUUUGAAGACACCUCAUAUGCGGACGGCUACUCCCCGCCCCUCAACGUGGCCCAGAGGUACGUGGUGGCCUGUAAGGAGCCCAAGAAAAAGUGACACGGCGGCAGACCCGCCCUGCGCGGCCAGCCUCCCUGGGGAAGGCAGCCAAGGAUUUUCUGUGACCAAAUAAAUCCCCUCA